CCUUUUGGAGAGAGGGGAAAGUCCAGCAUCUGUCUCACAUGUCUGUCGAAACGCCGUCCGUAAAAACUAGGGUAACCAGUUUUUGGAAAGGACUAUCUCCGGACCAGCACAUGUUAAAAAAUCUAUCCGGAUAGUUUUGUCUCAGUGGGUAAGGUUGGGCUUUUUGUUGGGUCAAGACUGCGUGUUUGUGUGUUUUAGAGGAUGAGUGGGUUCCUGCUGGUCCUUUGUCUUGCUUUGUGGCACCAGGGGGGGACAGCGGGGCCCGACCCGCCGGGCUGCAGCAGCCCUGAUGCGGUGAGGGCAGCAGAAGAGGCUCUGGAGCAGAUCAACCAGGACAGGACAAGCGGAUACAUCCUGAGCCUCAAUAGACUGUAUGAUGUCUCCCACACGCCACAACAGGAGCGAGGGGGGUCAGUCUACACUCUGACCAUUGAUGUCAUGGAGACUAAAUGUCAUAUAACCAGCAAGAAAGCCUGGAAACAAUGUCAAGUCAAAGGCAUUGGAGAUGUUCCAGUGUAUGGAGAGUGCCAGGUAUCAGUAUUUGUUGACACUCAAGUCAAACUUCAAAGCUACUCUUGUGCCCUGCGUGAAGUUCCAGCUACUGCAGUGGUGGACGUGUGUCCUGACUGUCCCACAGCUGAAAACUUGAACGACCCGAUUGUCGUGGAGACCGCCAAUCUCUCUCUCCAGAGGUUUAAUGAAGAAAGCCUAUUGGCCAACUACUUCACCCUGGAGAACAUUACUAAAGCCAGUUCCCAGUGGGUUGUCUGGCCCUCUUACUUUGUGGAGUUCACCAUUGUUGAGACGGUGUGUUCCAAGAAAGUAGAUCCUAUCGAGCUGAGCAGCUGCCCAACAAUGAACUGCCAGUUUGCUCACAGAGGCUUCUGUUUGGGCACUCAUGUUGCUCUGGAAGAGGAAUUUGAAGCAAGAAACCCUGUUGGGAAAAAGGGCAACUCUUUUAAGAACCAUAAACCUGUCGAGGUGAAGUGUGAGAUCUAUGAACCUCAGGCUGCUGUUACAGAAAAAGUGGCUCAUGCAACUGCAGGCAGCGGGCAUCCUGAGCUUCAUGACCACAACCACACACACCUCCACGCCCACGAGCACGUGCACUCAAACUCACCCAGCCCGGCAGCAUCUAAGCCCCAAAGUCCUAUCGGCACUGUGGUGAAUCUUCCUCCCCCACUUCGAUAUGCCCCGAUGGGAAGCUCCUGCCCCGGUCCCCGUAGACACAACCUGCAUUUAGACAAACUCAAGCUCUGAUUGAUCAGAUGAAGAUUUGAUCUGUGACUUAAACAAUGUAACUAAAACAUAAAGCAAUUGCAAAAUAUGGUAACAAUCGUUCUUAGAAUCUUCAGAUGGCAUUUGUUUGAUUCAAAUGUUUCUCUAAGCUGGAGUUUUGAUUGAAAACACAUAGUUUAGAUACUUUUGCUCUUUUUAUCACAUUUAUCUGUAGAUUUAGGUUGUUGACGAAGAAUCUGAAUGCUUCCUUGCGGCCUGUCAUCCAUGUAACAGUUGGUUAACAAUCAAAAAAAGCUGAAGUUUCAGGUCAAAGAUCCCCUAGUGCUGAUGAUGAAAAUGUGUUUCAAAGCUCCAAACUGAAGCAGAAGGAAAUAAGACAAUUCUGCAAAAACCAUCCUCCUGAAAAAACAUUAUGAAUUGCAACACAUUUCUGCUGUGUAUGUAAACAUUUGCACGAGUUUUUGAUCAUUUACACACAAAUCUAUGUUACACAUGUGCAUUUAGUGAUUACAAAUAAAUCUUAGAUUUUAAAAUGCUUGUGAGAAAUUGAUUUAAUUAAACAUAUCAAACUUUGGGCUCCCUGUAUAAUACAUGUGUCAGUGGUCUGAAUAAAACUCAUUUUUUUCAUGAUGAGGCUUCCUAAAGGCACCAAUCCCCAACUCUGUAACGCCCACUACACCAAAGAAUUGACAGAAAUUUAGGAGGGAUUACGAUGUUUUGUAUGAAACCCAGAAACAAAUGCAAUGACUUUCUUUUUAAUACAUUUAAAUAAAUAAAAAAAUGUCUGCUGAUUGUAACUUCAGCAAUACUUGUUUACCGACAUCUGAAACAAAAGGAAAACCAAAAAACCGAUAAGCAAAAGGGGAUGUUGUUUGAAGGAAACUGAAACGUUUGACCACAUGAGGAAGUGAAAACAGACAAAAAACAAACAGGAAAAAAAAAA
This is a messenger RNA of Oryzias melastigma (Indian medaka), 2182 nucleotides long. RefSeq lists its product as uncharacterized. Gene Ontology annotation, biological process: negative regulation of endopeptidase activity. Lineage: Eukaryota; Metazoa; Chordata; Actinopteri; Beloniformes; Adrianichthyidae. The transcript is spliced from 7 exons. The record is from RefSeq and is a predicted model, not a curated record. Gene Ontology annotation, cellular component: extracellular region. Gene Ontology annotation, molecular function: cysteine-type endopeptidase inhibitor activity. The coding region runs from base 202 to 1260 and encodes 352 amino acids.